CUCUGCUCGGCUAAGGGAGGAGUUAUUGUGCGCCUCAGCAGUAUUGGUAACUCGAUUGCGUAGGACGGCUGCUCAAUGCAGAGUAGCGGUAGUGAAGUACAGCUUAUCACUUUUCUUCUUAAGGAGACGUUCAUCUUUUAAUUUUAAGUUUUUGUUUCGUUCCUUUUAGCCGUGUUUAUGCAUUGAGGAGUUUCUACAGUGCAGUGGAUUUUCUUCUACUGGAGCGUUAACCUGUUGCUUCUGCUCCUGUUGCCGCUUGACGCCUUGUACGACCCAAGAUGCUUUGUGGAUGGGAUGGCGUCUGCUCCCGUUUGUCUGCACACUCAUAGCAGCCUCGUCGCAGAAGCCACAUCAUUUUCUCUCCUGAUUUUUUUAGCUUCAUCUUAGCCCGGAAACAUGCAUGUGUCUCUAGCAGAAGCCCUGGAGGUCCGUGGAGGUCCUCUCCAGGAGGAGGAGGUCUGGGCCGUGCUCAGCCAGAGUGCAGAAAGCCUUCAGGAACUCUUUCACAAAGACCCUGCAGCCAUGGGCUUCAUCAUCUCUCCCUGGUCUCUGCUGCUCCUGCCCUCUGGCAACAUCUCCUUCAUGGAUGAGUAUGUGACUCAGCAGGACCUGAGGGCAUUUACAGCUCCAGAGGUCCUAGAGGGGGUUUCCUUGACCACAGUCUCCGACAUAGAGAAGAUGCACAUGUAUUCUCUGGGGAUGACCCUGUUCUGGGGAGCAGACUAUGAGAUCCCCCAAAGUCAGCCAAUGAAGUUAGGCGAACACCUGAACAGCCUCCUUCUCAACAUGUGCGAUGAUGUCACAUUAAGUCGAAUGUCGUUGCGCACGGUGCUGGACAUCUGCAGCAAACACAUCCGAAACUCCAGCUGUGACCCCCCCUUCUCCUACGUCAGGAAACUGGUGCGGUUGGUGCUGGGCAGCCUUUCCCAGCUCGACGGUCUGCUGACUGAUAGAGAGUCUCUUCCAGAGCGGAGUAAAGAGAUUCGAGAGAGACUGAGGGGCAAAGGCUUACCUUCAGGAAGGAGUGCAGCCCCCAGGGUUUUGGAGCGCUACCGAGCCAGGACGCAGGAGCAGACAUCUCUGAACCGGGGCCUGAGUCGUUCUAUGGGUUCCCUGCCAAUCCAGGGUUUAUUGAAGGGUGAUGAGGGCGCGUCACUACAGUAUCACAUGCCCGACUAUCACCACAACUCUGAAUCCCCCACAGACCUUUACCACCAGCAUCCUUCACUGCAACAACAGAAUUCCUAUCCCUAUCUCCAACCUAUCCACACACAGAAGAAGCACCGGCCAGUGGAACUGGAUCGGCGCUCUCUACCCUUCCACAGUCGAGACCCGGUUCCUAGUCAGGCCAGGAAGAAUUGGGCUUCCUCUGUAGACUUGGCUUGCAUUGAUCCGGAGGCCCUCCGUUUCGGGGCUUUGGAGGAUGCACGCAGGGGCAGUAGUGCCCUGAGUACCCACUCUGUGGGCAGGGAGAAAGACUCUUUUUACCCGGAGUUUAGUGGGCUCAAAAGCAGGAAGCCUCAUCACCACUCAGCCCUGUCUGUGGGCUCUGGCCUUCCUGGUGCUUACGACAGAAUUAAGGAGAAACAGAGGAAACUUCAGGUGCUGCGGCAGGCGGUGGACGACCCGAUCCACACCCACAAGAGAUACCACGACGAUUACAGUUCUUCUAGUGAGAGCCCUUCUGUUACUUCCUCAGAUCCAGAGUACAGACAAGCUAAGAAACCAAGUGAGGUGAGGCGCUUUGGCUCCCAGCUGGCACUCACUUCUGAACACGAUGUCCUGUCGCUGACAAGUCACAACAUGCACAGACACAGACAGUAUGAAGGCACCGAUGAAGGUCUGGUUGGAGCCGAGCUCCUCCUCCAGAAGCAGGAGGAGGAGGUGCAGAGGCUCCAAGCUCACCUGGCCAACAGGCUGUCCAGGGCCAACCUCUACUCCAUCGAUGAACCCCUGCCGCCACCGCGUACCUCCAUGCUGGACGUUCGAGACCCCCCCUACACCUCCUCUGUUCCAUUCCGCAAAGCAAAGACCUUCCAUGGACCAGAGUUUAUUAAAAUGGCCAACGAGCCCAGUGUUCCCUUAACUGUCCCGUCUUCAAUUAUGAAACGUGGAAAAGUGGAAGAAGUGCAGAGAAAGGUGGGUGUGGUGCUGCUGAACGGCCAGAAGCUGGAGCUGAGCUGUGAUGUCAAGGCCGUGUGUAAAGACGUUCUGGACAUGGUGGUGGCCCACGUCGGGCUGGUGGAGCACCAUCUCUUUGGUCUUGCAUACCUCAGAGAACAUGAGUUUUUCUUCGUGGAACCCGAUGCCAAACUUACCAAAGUGGCUCCAGAAGGAUGGAAGGAGGACAACAAGAAGAGAAAACCAGACGUGUCUUUCAACCUUUUCUUGCGCAUCAAGUUCUUCCUCGAUGAUGUCAGCCUUAUACAACACACGUUGACCAAGCAUCAGUACUACCUACAGCUGAGGAAGGAUAUCUUGGAGGAGAGGCUGUGCUGUGACACAGAAAGUGCCAUGAUACUGGCUUCACUGGCGUUGAUGGCUGAGUUUAGUGACUACCAGCCUGAGCUCCAUGGGAAGACCUACUUCAGACAGGAUCACUACCUGCCAGCGUCUAUCCUGGAAAAGAUGGACCACGCAACCGUCCGGGAGGAGCUGCCCAAACUUCACAGCAACUACUAUGGAGCGUCUGAGGCAGAGGCCGAGUUUGAAUUCCUGAAGGUUUGUCAGAAGCUAACAGAGUACGGAGUCCACUUCCAUCGAGUACUUCCAGAGAGAAGAUCUCAGACCGGCAUCAUGUUGGGAGUCUAUUCCAAAGGAGUGAUCAUCUUCGAGGUCCUGAAUGGAAACCGUUCUCCUGUGCUCAGGUUUCCCUGGAGGGACACAAAAAAGAUUUCCUUUACUAAAAAGAAGAUUUGCCUCCAGAACACAUCGGACGGGAUCAAGCACGUGUUUCAGACAGACAGUUUGAAGACAUCGCAGUAUCUGCAACAGCUCUGCUCUGAUCAGCAUAAGUUCUACCUGCAGAUGAAGGCCCGGCAAAACAACCAGGAGCUGCAGGACCUCGAGAACUGCCCCCUGAACCUUCUCAACUAUUCUGUGGAUCCUCGGAGUGGAGACGCGGUGGGCAGGACAGUGAGCACCGGCAGUUUAGCAGCCCAUUCCAUCCCAGACCAACUGAAGAGGACUUCGUAUUCUGAGGCGGCCCUCAACAAGGCACCCUCUGGCUCAAUACUGGUCCAAGAUGAACUGCACUUUCCAGGUUACAAUCCAGCGGCCUCCACGGUUCUUUCCAAUCCACAAAUGAUGAGCCGCUCCCUCCACAACCUCGGUCAGAGGCCGGAGUCUCCGGAGCAGCCCAUGGCAGAGUCAUAUCGCGGUCAAUCACACAGCGGACUGAGUCAGCCGCAACCCAACCAAAUGGCCUCUCACUUACAGCAACACCAGAGGAGAAUCUCAGAGACGGACUCCAUGACAACCCACCCAGACAAGUUGUUCAGCACGACGUCCUUUAGUAGCCUGGCCUGGAGCCUCAGCAAGCACAAAAAAGAACCAGACACCUAUUCUAUAGAGGAAGCCGGUCAAGCAUAUGUAGCUGGUGGAAUUACUCACAGCUCCCCUGCCACACCUUCUACUACAGUCUCUGUUGAUGAUGAUCGUGUGACUGCUGUGAAUGAAGCAAAUUCAGAAGAACCCACUCAAAACUCACCACUUGAUGUUCUUCAACGUGCUACCGAAGAUGUUGUGGCGCCACCUAAAGACAGGCCCUUCAAAGAAGCUCCUCCAGACUAUUUCUCCUCUUACCCCAGAACUACAUUAAAAGCACUUACUUCUGACCAGAAACAAGAAGAGAAGUUGUCUGAGGAGCGCCCGGUAUCUCUAAGUCCCAGUUCUUCGAGCCACGGUGCAGCCACACUCCCGGCUGCCUCGUCCAAGGUCAACCUCCAGAGCAGCCGCAGUUCUCAAGACUCCAGGACAGGCAGCUCCGUGAAAGUCAGCCAGCCUCCCAUCAAUGGUGUUCUGAAGUGUCUUGAAAGAGUGACAGCUGGAUAUAGUGUUCAACAACACGGACCAGAACCUAACAAGGCCAGCAUGGAACCUAUGCCACCAGCGCUGCCGCCCAAAACUAGAAAAACAAAAGUUACAGAGGCUCCCAAAAUUUCCGAACGUCCUGACAGAGGAGACUCUGACAAAGAAGAGGAAACUCAUUUCAGUAGUCAGGAAAAUCUCAAAGUCAAAAAGGAAAACGUCAUGGAAAAUGUAAAUGGUAAUGCCCCAGGGGUCAAUAGUCUCCGUCCAGGAGAUCUAUUUGACGUUGAGCUGUCCAAAAAAGACAGUAGCCUGGGCAUAAGUGUCACGGUACUGUUCGGCAAGGGGGGAAUCGACACUAUGGUCCGACACGGAGGCAUCUACGUUAAAGCAGUUUUGCCUAAAGGUGCAGCUCACCUUGACGGGAGAAUACAGAAAGGUGACCGAGUGUUGGUCGUGAAUGGCAGGAGUCUGGAGGGAGCCACUCAUCAACAGGCAGUCGAGGCUCUGAGAGACACGGGGCAGACCGUGCACUUGAUGCUGGAGAAAGGUCAGCCACCUGCAGACACAGUCCACGCUCCGGUCACACCUCAGUGCACACGAACAAACGCUGGCAGCAAACGAGAAGCUAACAAGAACAAGGAGCAGCACCAUGAGGUCAAAGAAAAACCAGAGUACAGCUUCAUCACACCAGAGAAUGUGUUUGAGGUUCGUCUCCUGAAGAACACCUCAGGUCUGGGCUUCAGUUUUAGUCGGGAGGAGAACAUCCCCGAUGAGCCGCCAGGCUCCAGCAUGGUGAGGGUAAAGAAGCUGUUUCCCGGUCAGCCGGCAGCAGAGAGCGGUCGCAUCAGUGUUGGAGACGUCAUCCUGCGGGUCAACCAGACACACCUCAGAGGACUGUCACAACAUGAGGUGAUAUCAGCCCUGAGAGGAACAGGUCAGGAGGUCAAUCUGCGCCUGUGUCGACCUGAUUCUGGUGUACUUCCUGAAAUUGACACUUCAGUCUUAACACCAAUGUCAUCACCUAGAAAGGAGGUCCUGACUAAAAAGGAACCCAGUCUCGUUCUCAGCAGGACCACUCCUCCUCCAGCUCCUCUAAUGAAGAGGAAUCAGGGCCCAGUGGAGGACGCCCUGGAGAGGCUGCUGCACAAAACACCAGGUCAUCGCAACAGCUACAGUGACAGCACCGACGGGGAUGAGGAGGUGGAGGAAGCCUUCAGCCCCAACAACCUGGAGCAGAGCAGACAGAACUGGGAGCGGAGUGUCUACCACACUCCCAGCAGCAACCUGGGGCUGGGACGGUACGACAGCAGCGGUGAACUCAACGACCCCAACCACACAGCCUUCUACUCCCCAAAGCUCCAAGUCAGGCAUCCUUCGUCUCCCGUCUCAGCUGAUCUGGAGUCACCCUCACUGACGAUGAUGUCCUCUCCAUCUGCCCCAAGCCCAGACCCACUACCUCCUCCACUGCCAUUGCCCUUAAACCUCACUAUGCCUGGCAGCGGACAAGAGGCGGAGGACUUUGUACCUGAAGUUGAGCUAAAUGUCUCCUUAAUGAAGUCAGACAAAGGCAGCUUAGGCUUCACCCUCACCAAAGGUAAUGAUCAAGGGUGUUACAUCCAUGACAUCGUCCAGGACCCAGCCAAAGAUGAUGGACGUCUCAGGCCAGGGGACAGAAUGAUAAUGGUAAACAACACAGAUGUGAGCAGUAUGGGUCACACUGAGGUGGUCAAUCUGGUGCGUGCUGCUCCUCGAUUAGUUGACCUGACCGUAGGAAGAGUCCUCGAAGCUCCAAAACCGCCCAUCGAAGCCCACUUGCUGCCUGACAUUAGUUUCAGGGACAACCAAGAACCACUGGGUUUGGUUCUGGACGGAGGUAGUGACAGUUUGUACAGAGUCCUGUUCAUCAGAGACGUUCUGCCGGGGUCUGUGGCCUUUAGAGAAGGGAGCCUGAAACCACUGGACCUCAUCCACUACAUCAAUGGAGCUCCGACGCAGGAGCUGACGCUGAGCGAGAACACAAGACUGUUGGAGCUCUCGCUGGACAACCUCACACUCAAAGCCACGAGGGAUGGGAAGCCUGUUUUUCCUGGGCACAAAAGUGUUUCUUUUCUCAACAACAACAUCAGCCCUGAACUUUCCUCCAGGAUAAAUGGAUUUCUUAAAGAAGAAGAUUCCACAGAGUAUCUCAGAGAACUUUGUCCCAUAGAUGAGGAAAUCAUAAGGCUGGAUCUGGAGAAACCUCCAUCUGGAGGUCUGGGCUUCUCUGUGAUUGGAGGAGAAAGAGGAAUAUUUGUCAAAUCCAUCUCACAAGGAGGAAUUGCAGAAUCCACAGGUCAGCUGCAAGUGGGAGACCGGCUGCUGAGAGUGAAUGAAGAGCUCAUGACAGGUGUGUCCCACACCAAAGCUGUCACCACCAUCCGUAAAGCUAAAGGCAAGGUACACCUCAUUGUGUCCAGACCUCCAGACCAAAACCCUAACACGUACCUCGCCUAUCUACCCAUGAGCUCUGACAAAAGCAUUGAAAGCACAGAUCUGAGUGAGGACAGUGGAGUGAAGACCAAACCCCACGACGAGCCAAAGUCUGGUGGCUUCCCUGUUAUACCUCCAAUAGACUAUGACGAUGGUCCACAGGAGCACAGAGAAGACAAACCGAGAGAUGCAGAAUACUCUGAGGACACCGACUGUGAUGACUCUUCUUUACCUGAAGAUUCUCCUGAGAGUUCCCGAAAGGUGGAAUGGUCCGAGGAGAGUGUUGAUGAAAGAAAUGAAAAUUAUCUCCAAAUGAGUGCUGGACAACCAGAUGAAGACGAAAUCACAUGGGGAAGUGACGAGCUGCCCAUUGAGAACAUGAACUCCAGAGAGUCCAGAGAGGAUCGGCCAAUCAUUACAGAGGAUGAACUGACCUCUUUGCCCCUUGUCAAGGUGGUCCCUGACGGCCAGUACACAGGAACUAAGCUCAACAGCGUGGUCCGCAUGAUGAGGGGGCUUCUGGAGCAGAAAGUACCCCUGCAGGAGUUUGAAAAUCUUCAAAAUCUCCAGCCACUGGACGACUGUUUGAUCGGUCAGACAAAGGAGAACAAGAAGAAGAACCGCUACAAGAAUAUUGUUCCUUUUGACACCACUCGCGUUGUGCUCGGCAAAGAUGGAGGCUACAUCAACGCCAACUUCAUCAACAUGCCGGUGAAGGACGAGAACUUCAUGUACAUCGCCUGUCAGGGACCGUUGCCAACCACCCUGGGUGACUUUUGGCAAAUGGUUUGGGAACAAAAGUCUAACGUAAUCGCCAUGAUGACACAGGAGGUGGAGGGAGGAAAAGUGAAAUGUCAGCGUUACUGGCCGGACACGGCAAAUGCGGCAGAGAUGGUGGACGACAGGUUACAGAUUAUGCUCAUCAAGGACCAAUAUUUAGACAACUUUGUGAUCAGACUAAUUGAGGUCAAAGAUGUCCUGACCAGUGAAGUCCAGUAUGUGACUCAUCUGAACUACACAGGAUGGCCUGACCACGGUACGCCGUCACAACCUGAGCAGCUGCUCACGUUCAUCUCCUACAUGAGACAUGUUCAGCGCUCAGGGCCUAUCAUCACACACUGCAGCGCUGGGAUUGGCCGCUCAGGAACACUCAUCUGUAUAGACGUAGUUCUAGGCCUCAUUAGCAAAGACGCUGAUUUUGAUAUUUCAGACGUGGUGAGGAACAUGAGACUUCAGAGACAGGGAAUGGUCCAGACAGAGGAUCAAUAUAUUUUCUGCUAUCAAGUGAUCCUCUACGUCCUCAGAUGCCUUCAAGCAGAGGAAAACAUCUCAGGAUAGUAGAUCGGUGCCUUCACUGUGAGGCUGGGUGACUGUUACAACAGCAAAUCACAAAUGCAGAGUUGACACAGGCAGAACUUGCCAAAUUACACUACUUUUUUUACAUUAAAUACCUUUAAAUAUUCAUUCCACUGAGUAAAACUUUUCAAGAGUCUAUAUUUUUAUGUUUUAUGUUUAGAAACGUUUCUUUCCCUGGCUGCUGCUCCCUUCCAGUGCAUCUAGUAGAACUGCUGAUUGUACUUUCUGUCAUCACUUACAAGAGAACAAAUGUUUUUCUUUUUUUUUUGUUUUUGUUUUUUUUCCAGAUUCUUGGACAUUCUAAAAUAAUUAUAACAGUGGUGUUCUUGAGUUUUAUGUGGAACAAAAUUGUACUUGUGUAUUUUAAAUCUUAUAUUGAUGCUGGAACAUGCCUCGACAGGAAUACUAUGUCAGUAUUUGCUUUGUAAAUCUAUUAUACAGUAAUUGCACACUGCCUGAGGUAAAUGAUGAUAUUAAAAGUGUACAUAUUCAUCUCUUGAAAAUUAAACUGGAUAUAUUUUAAACA
Molecule: messenger RNA, 8383 nt
Organism: Cynoglossus semilaevis (tongue sole)
Lineage: Eukaryota; Metazoa; Chordata; Actinopteri; Pleuronectiformes; Cynoglossidae
Gene: ptpn13
Product: protein tyrosine phosphatase non-receptor type 13
Exons: 46
Coding region: 397-7839 (2480 amino acids)
Biological process (GO): peptidyl-tyrosine dephosphorylation
Cellular component (GO): cytoskeleton; cytoplasm; nucleus
Molecular function (GO): protein tyrosine phosphatase activity; phosphatidylinositol 3-kinase regulatory subunit binding
Source: RefSeq, a predicted model, not a curated record